GUUCUUGUGUGAUACGUGUCUAUAUUGCAGUAAAAAAUUUUAUGCUGCGUUUAAAAUGAAUCGGGGCCCAAAAAUUUUAAGUAAUAAGGUUGCUGGGUACAGUAGUCUUAUAACUUUUGCAAUUUUACUAAUUGCAUGGAUUGCCGGAUUUUCAUCACGUCUUUUUGCCGUCAUACGAUUUGAGUCAAUUAUCCAUGAAUUUGAUCCGUGGUUUAAUUACCGGGCGACAGCAUAUAUGGUACAACAUGGAUGGUAUAAGUUCUUGAAUUGGUUUGAUGAGCGGGCCUGGUACCCCCUGGGCCGUAUUGUCGGUGGAACGGUAUACCCUGGAUUGAUGAUAACUUCUGGCGGCAUACAUUACCUCUUGCACUUUCUCAAUAUUCCAGUUCAUAUUCGUGAUAUAUGCGUAUUUUUGGCACCAGUUUUUAGUGGUCUGACAGCAAUUUCUACAUAUUUGUUGACAAAAGAGCUGUGGUCGCCCGGCGCUGGAUUGUUUGCGGCUAGUUUUAUAGCAAUAGUGCCGGGCUACAUUAGCCGUUCUGUGGCUGGAUCCUAUGAUAAUGAAGGCAUCGCCAUAUUUGCACUUCAAUUUACCUAUUUUCUUUGGGUGCGAUCUGUCAAAACUGGAUCUGUGUUUUGGUCAGCUGGUGCUGCAAUAUCGUAUUUUUACAUGGUGUCGGCGUGGGGAGGAUACGUAUUCAUAAUCAAUCUGAUCCCUCUUCACGUAUUUGUGCUGCUUAUAAUGGGCCGAUACUCGCCCCGACUUCUUACAAGUUAUAGCACUUUUUACAUCCUUGGACUCCUCUUCUCCAUGCAAAUACCGUUUGUCGGAUUUCAGCCAAUACGAACAAGUGAACACAUGGCUGCUUUAGGAGUCUUCGUGCUUCUUAUGGCCGUUGCUACUCUGCGUCAUUUACAGACUGUGUUAUCGCGACAUGAGUUCCGUAAACUCUUUGUCGUUGGUGGAUUGGUAGCGGCGGCAUUUGUGUUUGUAGCUGUAGUUGCGUUGACGAUGAUGGGAGUCAUUGCACCCUGGAGUGGCCGAUUCUACUCACUAUGGGAUACCGGCUAUGCAAAAAUCCACAUUCCAAUAAUUGCAUCAGUUUCGGAACAUCAGCCCACCACAUGGUUUUCAUUUUUUUUUGACUUGCACAUUCUUGUGUGCGCUUUUCCGGUUGGUGUUUGGUAUUGCAUUAAGCAAAUCAAUGACGAGAGAGUAUUUGUAGUACUUUAUGCCAUCAGUGCUGUCUAUUUUGCUGGUGUGAUGGUUCGUUUAAUGCUUACUCUGACACCAGUCGUGUGUAUGCUUGCUGGAGUCGCGUUUUCGGGAUUGUUGGAUGUAUUUUUGCAAGAAGAUACUUCAAAGAAAUUUGGGAAUUCUGCAUACUCUGUAACUGAAACUGAUGAAAAUGAAGAUCCUACGGAAAAAAAAACCCUAUACGAUAAGGCCGGAAAAUUAAAACACCGAACAAAACACGAAAAUAAUCAUGAAAAUGGAAUAAGCUCUAACUUGAAAAGCGUCGUCAUUUUGGCAAUCUUAAUGAUUUUAAUGAUGUUUGCAGUACAUUGCACCUGGGUCACGAGCAAUGCUUAUUCCAGUCCCUCUAUAGUGCUGGCAUUUCAUAAUAGUCAAGAUGGAUCACGUAAUAUCUUAGAUGACUUUAGGGAGGCAUAUUACUGGCUUUCUCAAAAUACUGCGGAUGAUGCGCGUAUAAUGUCAUGGUGGGAUUAUGGAUAUCAAAUAGCUGGCAUGGCCAACCGAACAACAUUAGUAGAUAAUAAUACUUGGAAUAAUAGUCACAUUGCACUAGUUGGAAAAGCUAUGUCAUCAUCUGAAGAAAAAUCAUAUGAAAUUAUGACUUCUCUCGAUGUGGAUUACGUUCUUGUUAUAUUUGGUGGUGUUAUCGGUUAUUCUGGAGACGAUAUUAAUAAGUUUCUAUGGAUGGUCAGGAUUGCUGAAGGAGAGCAUCCUAAAGACAUCAAAGAAAGCGACUUUUUUACUGACCGUGGUGAAUUUAGAGUAGACGCUGAAGGUUCUCCUUCCUUGCUUAAUUGUCUAAUGUACAAGUUAAGUUACUAUCGUUUCGGGGAGCUAAAAUUGGACUACAGAGGUCCUUCUGGUUACGAUAGAACCAGAAAUGCUGUAAUAGGCAAUAAAGAUUUCGAUUUGACAUACCUGGAAGAGGCCUAUACAACCGAGCAUUGGUUGGUUCGAAUCUAUCGCGUUAAGAAGCCUUAUGAAUUCAACAGGCCGGCACUAAAAGCAAAUGAAAGACUUAUUCCCCCAUCAAACUUUAUAUCUAGAAAGAACUCGAAGCGGCGUAAGGGUUAUAUUCGCAAUCGGCCGUCAGUUAUUAAAGGAAAACGAACACUGAAGUAGAAGUUAAUCUACAGUGUAAAAUUGUACUGAAAUAAAAAUAAAGUGUUUUAAAAGCUUAUUGUGGUGGACUUAAACGCCAUUACAGUUAAAAACCAAA
This is a messenger RNA of Scaptodrosophila lebanonensis, 2477 nucleotides long. It is a transcript of the gene Stt3B, whose product is annotated as dolichyl-diphosphooligosaccharide--protein glycosyltransferase subunit STT3B. NCBI's taxonomy places the organism in Eukaryota, Metazoa, Arthropoda, Insecta, Diptera, Drosophilidae. The record is from RefSeq and is a predicted model, not a curated record. Bases 56 to 2380 code for a protein of 774 amino acids. Gene Ontology annotation, cellular component: membrane. Gene Ontology annotation, molecular function: dolichyl-diphosphooligosaccharide-protein glycotransferase activity. Gene Ontology annotation, biological process: post-translational protein modification. The transcript has 5 exons.